AAGGGUUGCCAUAGAGAAACAGCUCGGCCAGUUGGUUGUGUCGCCAUUUCUGGGCGACUCUUUUCCAGGGCUGCUCCUUCCUAACUAUGCCUAAAGUUGUGUCCCGGUCGGUGGUCUGCUCUGACACUCGGGAUCGCGAGGAAUAUGACGACGGCGAGAAGCCCCUCCAUGUCUACUACUGUUUGUGUGGCCAGAUGGUCCUGGUGCUGGAUUGUCAGUUAGAGAAAUUGCCCAUGAGGCCCCGGGACCGGUCUCGUGUGAUUGAUGCUGCCAAACAUGCCCAUAAGUUUUGUAACACCGAAGAUGAGGAGACUACGUACCUUCGGAGGCCUGAAGGUAUUGAACGUCAGUACAGAAAGAAGUGUGCAAAGUGUGGACUACCGCUCUUCUACCAGUCCCAGCCCAAGAAUGCUCCUGUGACCUUCAUCGUGGAUGGAGCAGUAGUGAAGUUUGGUCAGGGAUUUGGGAAUACAAAUAUAUAUACUCAGAAACAGGAGCCUCCUAAGAAGGUGAUGAUGACCAAACGGACUAAAGACAUGGGCAAGUUCAGCUCUGUUACUGUGUCUACCAUUGAUGAAGAAGAAGAAGAGAUCGAGGCUAGGGAAGUUGCUGACUCCUAUGCACAGAACGCCAAAGUGAUUGAAAAACAGCUAGAGCGCAAGGGCAUGAGCAAGAGACGACUCCAAGAGCUGGCUGAACUGGAAGCCAAGAAAGCAAAAAUGAAGGGGACCCUAAUUGACAACCAGUUCAAAUAACCAAGGCCAGCAUUUAGUUCAGGAAGCAAAAUAGCUUCUUGAUGUCAUGGACUAAUUUAUGUUUAUGUCCUAGGAGAAAGCUUCACGACCUCCCUGCUGAAUUUCCUUCAUUUAGUGAGCUAUUGCUUUUUUUUUUCUUUCUUUGAAGUCUUUGUUUCUAUUUCAAAUGUUUUCUAGGAUUUAAAAAAAUCUUAUAUAAGUAUUCUAUACUAUGAAUUUUUGAGACAGGUUCUUAUUAUAUAGCCAAGGAUAGCCCUGAACUUGUGAUCCUCCUGCCUUAGCCUCUUGAGUGACAUAAUUAUAGGAAAGUACCAAUAUGUCCAGCUUCUGUAUAAGUUUUUUUCCAUUCAAAGCACAUUCCUUCAGCUAUGUAUUUAUAAGUGUAUCAGUGCUUAAGUGUCUCAAAGAAAAAAAACUAUGGUGUAGGAGGAAAAUGACAUAAUUAUAUUUAAAGCUACAAGUUGAAUCAUCUUAAGAAACUCUUCCAACACUCAGGAGGCAGAGGCAUUCUGAUAUCUGUGAAUUCCAGGCCAGCUGGGGCUUUGGGGAGACCCUGUCUAAAAAGUGCCAAAAAAAAGGAAAGAAAGAAAGAAAGAAACUCUGUCUCUGAUCUUAGAAUUGGCUACGGUUUGAAUCUUCCUACUGUCAGUAGAAAUCAGUUAAAAGCCAAAAUUUGUAUACAUCUUUCUUUACUUAAAAUAUUUGAUUUAUAGGUGAGUCUUGCAAUGUCAGACUUUGUACUUAAAGAAGGGAAAGCGAUGUGGCUGUUGGGGGUGUAGCUCAGUGAUGAGGUACAUGUUAGGCAUGUGUGAGGCAUCCUCAACACCAAAAAACAAAAAAGGGAAGCCAGAUUAUAGGUGCAGGGGUAGGAUAACUUGGGUAUGAAUUAAAAUAUAAAAUAUAAUUCUGCUAAGUAACCCAACCUUGAGUCAGCUAAUAGUGCUACUCUGAGUAACAUUACAGAUACUGAGCUAAAAUUAUCUGUUGGAUGUCUUCUUUUACAUUUGCUAUUUGCCAGGGAGUAUUUUAAGUAUUUAUAUCAAUCUGCUUCAGUGGUAUCAAUAGCCAUGUGAUUGUUACCAUAUUUCUAAUCUGUUCACCUGUAUUUCAAAGUGUGGGAGACACAAAGUGUAUUACCUGCCUCAUAUUAUCUAUAAUGGAUUGCACUUUUUAAAUAUCCAAGGCUUGUUUGGGAAUUGCUGCCAGGAAAUAGUUUUCUUUGCUUUUUGCUCAUUUCCUUUUUUUGCGGAAAUGUAGGGGUAGAAGUGAGCUAGCAAGAACUGGGCCAAAGAGGAUUGGGGAUCCUGGGGAAGCCCAGAGUUGGGGUUAUGUUACCAUCUCCCAUCUUCCUUCCCACCUCAUUUCCUGUCCCAGUUGUGAGACAGAAUUAACAACCAUGUAAGUGACCAACCGUGAUCACCUCCCAGUUUCUCAACCUCACACUCACACAAUAAGCUCUACUUUACUCCAUUUUAUCCCCAGUGCCCAUGUGCACAGGUUGAAUAGACUUCCACCAGUUAUGAAACUCAGGGUUCUGUUGUCUGACUGCAGCGUCCAACUGCUGCUAGUCUUCUAUGCUCACUUCUUUGUAGACCUUUUAAGGUUUGUUUCUAGAUUUGAGGAGUGAUUAUUUAUUAGUAAUAAUGAAAAUAGUAGUAAUAGCAACAAUAAUACUACUAUCCAUUGAGGAAUUGGUGUGCAUCAGAUGCUGUGGAAAGCACUUUAGAGGUAUUAUCUCACUCUUACAGUAUGUCCUAUGAGAUAGGUUUAACUGUUGCCAUCCCCAUUUCACAAAUGAGUACCCUGAAGCUCAAAGUUUCCCAAGAUCCUCUAGGCAGUAAUUGACAAAACCCCAAAUCUGACUUUAAAACCUGAGCUCUGUACUAUGCUGAACUACUUCUCCUGUGGAAUCUUUAAAAUAUAUAUUAAUAAGAGACAUAUUGAACUUUUGGAAAAUUGUACUCUUUUUUGUGUAAAUUAUCAACUGUGACAAAAAUAUGAAAAUGUUGUGAAAUAUUCCCACUCUAAUCAUUGGUGACAUUUGGAAAUGUAAUUUUAUUGUUCAAGAGAAGUUGAAAAGCUUUGUAGAGGCUAACCUGUCUUGUUGGGUGUGCUGGCAUGUGCUUAUAGUUUCAGCAGCUGAAAGGAUCGCUUGAGCCCAGGAGUCCAAGACCAAUCUGGGCAGCAUAGCAAACAAGACUCCAUCUUAAAAUAUAAAAAAUAAAAUUAUAGACUAAAAUAA
This is a messenger RNA of Nannospalax galili (Upper Galilee mountains blind mole rat), 2997 nucleotides long. RefSeq names its product chromosome unknown CXorf56 homolog (gene Steep1). NCBI's taxonomy places the organism in Eukaryota, Metazoa, Chordata, Mammalia, Rodentia, Spalacidae. Bases 87 to 755 code for a protein of 222 amino acids. The record is from RefSeq and is a predicted model, not a curated record. The transcript has 7 exons.